Lotus japonicus is the source of this 3768-nucleotide messenger RNA. Its product is annotated as SNF2 domain-containing protein CLASSY 3-like. The coding region runs from base 402 to 3314 and encodes 970 amino acids. The transcript has 6 exons. NCBI's taxonomy places the organism in Eukaryota, Viridiplantae, Streptophyta, Magnoliopsida, Fabales, Fabaceae. The record is from RefSeq and is a predicted model, not a curated record. Gene Ontology annotation, molecular function: ATP-dependent chromatin remodeler activity; ATP binding. Gene Ontology annotation, biological process: gene silencing by siRNA-directed DNA methylation.
ACAUAAAAUCUCAUGAUUUAUCUUCUCAGCAACGAUCUUGAUUUCAAAACACCUUUUUCCUGUGCUUUUCAAUCUCUACAAUCUCUUCGAUUCACAAACUUCAGAUCAGUGAUAUAAGGUACCCCUCUGUGAUCUUCCUUGGGGUUUUGGAGGUGCUUUCAUUGGAAUCGAGCUUUGCGAGAAGAGGGGAAAUCUAUGAUUUUGGAUAUGAACGUGGGUUUUGGAGGUGCUUUCAUUGGAAUCGAGCUUUGUGAGAAGAGAGGAAGUCUAUUAUUUUGGAUAUGAACAUGGGUUUUGGAGUUGCUUUCAUUGGAAUCGAGCUUUGCAAGAAGAGGGGAAAUCUAUGAUUUUGGAUAUGAACAUGUGAUCUCUGUUUCUGUUUUCCAACAAAUAAAUACAACAUGCAUCGCAACAACAACAACACCAUUGCAGGGAGAACUCGCAGCAAGAAAGCCCUAGCUCCCGUCAAUCAUCCCAAGAACGACGUCGUUGCCCUCAGUUCCGAUGACGACGACGGCGGCGAUGAUGGCACCACCACCGUUGGAGUUCAAGAAAGUCAAACCACCACCGACGCGCUUCCGGAAUGCGGUGUGAAAAGAGGGAGGGCGAAGCGGAAGGUAGUCAGAAUCGUGGAGAGUGAUGGUGAGGUGAAGGUGAAUCUCACGAGGAGGAGAAAGUUUGGGUUGGACGUUCUGAUCGAUGAGAAGAGCAAUGUAGAGAGUGCAGAGGAGGAAACUGGAACGAGUGAUGGUCCGGCACGGAGGACCCGUUCGCAUUUUCGGGGGAGCAAGAAAUUGAAAUUAGGGGGGACCUUGAAUCAACCCAUUUGCCUUGAUGGUGAAGAAGAAGAAGAAGGUGGUGGUGAUGGUGAUGGUGUUCUUGAAUCUGGAGAAGAAGGAGCAAAGACAUGCAGGGGAGGUGGUUGGUCUGAUGAAGAAGGGGAAGAGUCGGAGAGCGAGGAUGAGAUGGAUGAUGAUCCAAUUUGGAGGAGUUGGAAAUGCUCUGGAAACAGAAGAAACAAACAUGGUGGUGAGCGAUUGAAGGGUGAUGGCAGUGUUUGUGAGAGUGAGAAAGAGAGGGGUGGUUCAAGUUGGAGGAAAGGCUCUGCAAUUCAAAGAAACAAACGCACCCCUGAACUGAAUAAAGGUGUGGAUUCGCCAAAAACAGUGAAAAAGCACUUUAACACACAAAGGGAGAAUCCUCAGCCAGAAGAGAAAUCAGUAGAGGAGAAGGAAUUGGAGGCUCUUUGGAUUGAGUCUGAUUACUGUUUUAGCCUUAUCCAAGACAAUAAUGCCUCACCUUCCGAGCCUCCGGAUUUGUGUCGUGGAGGGAAAUUGGAGCAUGAUGUCUUUCUUGAUGAAGAAAUUGGACUUCGAUGUAGAUCUUGCCUACGCGUCCUAACUGAGAUCAAAUAUGUUUUUCCCUCUUUUGCAACUCCACCGCGAAAGAAGAAAUACUCUUACGCUUUGGAUGAUGUUGAUCCCUCUGUAAGCUCUGAGUUUCAAGAUAGAGUUGUAGGAGACGAUGAUGAUGCUCACAACGACAAUUACAAUUACAAUGGGACAGUGUGGGAAAUAAUUCCUGGAGUUAAAGAAAACAUGUACCCUCAUCAAUGUGAGGCAUUUGAAUUUCUGUGGACCAAUUUAGCUGGCGGAAUCAUUCAUAACAAGUUGAAAGGGAAAAAGGAACUUCCUGUGGCUGGUGGAUGCCUAAUAUCUCACGCUCCCGGCACCGGGAAAACUAGGCUCACUAUCAUGUUUCUUCAGUCAUACAUGGAGUUAUAUCCGAAGUGCAGACCAAUAAUCAUUGCUCCUAAAGGGAUUCUCGGUACGUGGGAGGAGGAGUUUAAAACUUGGAAGGUUGACAUUCCCUUUCACAACAUGAACAGCACUGAUUGCUCUGACAAUGUGAGAGAUCACGUUAUGAACCUUGUUUCUGGUCGUAAUGUCUCAAAGCAUGUGCUCAUUUCGUAUUGUCGUAUGGCUAAGUUAUAUUAUUGGAGGAGUGAAAAGAGCAUCUUGGGAAUCAGCUACAACCUGUUUGAGCAAUUUACUAAGAAGGACUCAGAUGAAAGGAAAUUCCUUCUUGAAGUUCCUGGUUUAGUAGUUCUUGAUGAGGGUCACACUCCUAGGAAUUCAAAGAGUCUUAUAUGGAAAUCUGUCUCAGAAAUCCGGACAACAAAGCGCAUCAUCCUCUCCGGAACACCAUUUCAGAAUAACUUUGAUGAGCUGUAUAACACGCUGUGUUUGGCGAGGCCUCAGUUUACUAAAUGCAAUCCAAAUGAGAAGGGGGAGAGCCUUAGAAAUGAAAGCAAAGGGAGAUGGGCGUACCUUACCAGUUCAUUGGCCAAAGUUACCGAUAAUGGUAGAAGAUCUAAGAUAUUGCAAGAGAUCAGAAACAUGAUUUGUCCUUUUGUUCACGUGCACCAUGGAACCAUUCUGCAGGAGAGUUUACCAGGGUUGAGGAAGUUGGUAGUUACCUUAAAUCCAACCAUUUUGCAAAAGAACGUUUUUGAGGAUAUUGAGAGAAAAAGAAGUAGCCAUCUUGCUCAGGGAAACUCAAAUGUGCUAAAAUUAGAAUAUGAGGAGACUCUAACUGCUAUUCAUCCUGCACUCUAUGGUCUAUCUGAAAGAAUGAAUCUCCCAAGGUUUAGAUUGAAUCCUGAGGAAGGUGUCAAAACGAAAUUUCUGUUGGAACUCAUAAGGCUUUGUGAGAUUCGAAACGAGAAGGUGUUGGUUUUCAGCCAAUACAUCGAUCCUUUGAAACUUUUGGCAAGCCAACUUGAACAUCUUUUUUGUUGGAAGGAAGGAACAGAUGUGUUACAAUUGCAUGGAAAAGUUGAUGCAAAGCUGCGUCAAACUUCAAUUAAAGCUUUUAACGAUCCUGACAGCAAUGUAAAGGUGAUGCUAGCAUCAACCAGGGCUUGUUAUGAAGGUAUCAGUUUGGUUGGAGCCUCAAGGGUUGUUUUACUUGAUGUCGUGUGGAAUCCCUCGGUGGAGAGGCAAGCGAUAAGUCGUGCUUACCGGCUCGGGCAGAAGAAAUUUGUGUACACUUACCAUCUGAUCACGGCAGGGACAAGGGAUGAGGAUAAAUGUUGUCGUCAAGCUGAGAAAGAUCACUUGUCCAAGAUGGUGUUCUUUAAUUCCGGACGGGAUCAGCAUCAUCAGAAUGUUUCAUCAGCAGAAUUGGGGGAUCAAAUUCUGGAAGACUUGAUUCAGCAUAAAAAGAUUGGGCAUAUAUUUGAAAAAGUAGCUGUUAUCCAUGAAGAAACAAACUCCAAUCUGAAGAAGGAUUUUUUCCCCCUCUUGGUAUAAAUUAUUUAUACUGGCAAACUUGUGCUUCUCUUUUUGUAUGUGUUCAUAGAAUCUGAAAAAAGUAGUUACUAACUGUCAAGAAACAAACUCUGCUUUGAAAGAGAGGACUUUUCCCCUCUUGGUACAAGUGUUUUGAGACCAGCAAACUGAUGGCUUUUCUUGGGGUACAUAGCUGCAUACUGCUAUGGCUUUUGUUUAUAGCCAAUGUGGACUAGUUAGAUUUGGACAUGUAUAUUCUAUUUUUUGUUGGCUGAUUCUCUUCUUGAGUAAAAAGGUGGAGUUGAACUAUGAGUUAGUUUGGGGUUGUAAGUGAUUUUCUAACAUCAUUUGACUGUGCUUAUUCAUGUUUGGAAAGUUGUGGUGACAUCUCGCAUGAUUGAGAAAUUAUGUAAUGGAUAUGAUCUAAGGUGAAUACAAUCCCAGAUUCAGAUGGGAUUAUCAUUUUGAAAAGUAA